AUGAAAUCUAAAAAAUGGACUGAAUUCCUCGAAGAAUUAGGAGAAUCUAAAGACUAAGAAAUUAAUGUUGAUCUUCUAAAGACAAUUGUAAAGUUCCCUAAUGAAAAAAUGACAUUUUUAGAAUUAGAACAUUAUUUAAGCAAUGAAUUUUAGGUUCAUUUUAACAAAGAUAGUAAUCGAAGUAAAUGGCAUAAAAAGGAUAAAUACUUACUUAUAUGGUGUAUUGUUAAAUUAGCAGAGAAGAGAAACAUAAAAUUCAAUGAAUUGGUAUUUAUGAAGCCUAAGUAUGCACUUUAGCAUCGAAAUGGAGUCUUUUAAUAUUUUUCAACUGUUCUAGAUCUUCCUACAUAAUUUCUUAUCAAAAAAUGGAUGAGUCUAUUAAAAUAAAGUUUGAGAGACAUACCAUGGACUUAAGAGGAAGAUAAAUUAUUGAUUGAAUUAAGAAAGUAAUUAUAAAUAUCUAUAAAGUAAAUAUCCAAAUAAUGAUUGGACUAUAAUAGCAGAAGAGUUUAUUUAUUUAGCACCAAAUUUAAGAUAUUAAAAGUAGAUACGUGAAAGGUAUAAUAAUGUGAUUAAUCCAAAAAUCAAUAAGUAAAUCUAAUUUAUAUUCAAAGAAAGCCUUUCACUCAUCAAGAGAAAUAAACUCUAAUGCUUAAAGCUUAAUAAUUGAAGAAAAAUUGGUCUAGUAUCUCGAAAUUAAUGCCGGGAAGGACUGAUAAUAAAAUUAAAAAUUGUUAUAACUCUAUUGUCAAAAAAAUUGCAAAAAAAAUACAUUUAGUAUAUUUAAUAUAUAUCUUAGGAUAAAAGUGAUCCUAAAUAAGAGUAGUAAAUAUUAAAGUAUAUCUAAAAAUAUAAUACCUAUGAUCCUGAUGAAUUAGCAAAUCAGAUAGAAAAAAUUGAAACAAAUUUCAGUCCUAUCAAAGUUGAACAUAUAAAUGAUAACUCCAAUACAUCAAACCAUCAGAAUCAUAUAUCUCCGAUUCUCCCUAGUUUCUAACCAUUACCAUUUAUCUAUGCUUAAUACUAUUAGAACUAUUAUUAUCCUCCAAAUAUCAAUUAUCCAUUGAUAUAUUUUCAUGGAAGUGAAGCAAAAAAAUUUUGA
This is a messenger RNA of Paramecium primaurelia, 1102 nucleotides long. The record is from the annotation of a GenBank genome assembly. Lineage: Eukaryota; Ciliophora; Oligohymenophorea; Peniculida; Parameciidae.